Messenger RNA from Solanum verrucosum, 919 nucleotides. Its product is annotated as probable glutathione S-transferase. Lineage: Eukaryota; Viridiplantae; Streptophyta; Magnoliopsida; Solanales; Solanaceae. The record is from RefSeq and is a predicted model, not a curated record. Gene Ontology annotation, biological process: glutathione metabolic process. Gene Ontology annotation, cellular component: cytoplasm. The transcript has 2 exons. The coding region runs from base 77 to 730 and encodes 217 amino acids. Gene Ontology annotation, molecular function: glutathione transferase activity.
AAGGGAGAACAACCACAUAACAAUUCCCUCAAAUAUUAUAGUAAAGAUAAAAAAAAAAGUUAACCAAAGUUGAGAAAUGGUAGAUGUUAAGUUACUUGGUUUAUGGUAUAGCCCUUUUAGUCAUAGAGUUGAAUGGGCUCUCAAGAUUAAGGGUGUGGAAUAUGAAUAUAUAGAAGAUGAUCUACAUAAUAAGAGCUCUCUACUUCUUGAAUCCAAUCCAAUUCACAAAAAAGUUCCAGUACUAAUUCACAAUGGCAAGCCUAUUUGUGAGUCCAUGGUAAUUGUUGAAUACAUUGAUGAGACUUUUGAAGGCCCUUCCAUCUUGCCUAAAGACCCUUAUGAUCGAGCUAUUGCUCGUUUUUGGGCUAAGUUCCUUGAUGAUAAGAUGGCACCAGUAGGGAAAAGUUUCUUUUUGAAAGGAGAGGAACAAGAGAAGGCUAAAGAGGAAGCUUAUGAGAUAUUGAAAAUUCUUGAUAAUGAGUUAAAGGACAAGAAGUUGUUUGUUGGUGACAAAUUUGGAUUUGCUGAUAUUGCUGCUAAUUUUAUGGGAAUUUGGGUUGGAGUUUUUGAAGAAGCCUCUGGAGUUGUUUUGGUUACAAGUGAAAAAUUCCCAAAUUUAUGUGCUUGGAGAGAUGAAUACAUUAAUUGUAGCGAAAAUAAAGAAUAUUUACCUCCAAGAAAUGAAUUACUUGCUCAUUUCCAAGCUCGCUUUCAAGCUGCUCCGAAAUGAACACUUCUACGUAGAAUAAUUAAUAAAUAGAAUAAUAAUUUUACUGAAACAUUUUAUAUUUGUAAGGAAGUAGAAACUAUUACAUUCUCGUAUUUUGUUAUAUGACUGUACUAGAUAUAUUAUAUAUUAUUGUUAUGUCGCUUUCUUUUCUUCCUUUUUAAAUAGAAGUGGUGUUAUUAUUGCUGGUUA